Trifolium pratense (red clover) is the source of this 1640-nucleotide messenger RNA. Its product is annotated as probable aspartic proteinase GIP2. Lineage: Eukaryota; Viridiplantae; Streptophyta; Magnoliopsida; Fabales; Fabaceae. The transcript has a single exon. Bases 152 to 1471 code for a protein of 439 amino acids. The record is from RefSeq and is a predicted model, not a curated record. Gene Ontology annotation, molecular function: aspartic-type endopeptidase activity. Gene Ontology annotation, biological process: proteolysis.
AUAUUAACUAUGUCGUUGUGUCCGUGUCGUAUCUUUCUGGUUGAUAGCUAUAAACUUACUACAUUUCCUUCUUUCUUUCUCAUAAUUAUAUCACACGUUUUCCAAAGCUCUCUCUCAUCUACAUUUUCCUCUGCUGCCCCUCAUCAAUUUCAUGUUUGUUCCAAUGGUUCCCUCAGCUAAACUCUUCACCCUUUUAACCUCUCUCACUUUAAUCAUCUCAUUCUCCAUAGCACAAACCUCUUUCAGACCAAAAGCACUAGUUCUUCCCAUAAACAAAGACACUUCUUCAUCUACAAUUCAAUACACAACUCAAAUCAAACAAAGAACACCACUAGUCCAAAUAAAUCUAACUCUAGAUCUUGGUGGUGGCUAUUUUUGGGUCAACUGUGAAAAGGGCUAUGUCUCAUCAACUUCAAAACCAGUUCUUUGUGCUUCAUCUCAAUGCUCACUCUUCAACUCACACAGUUGCAGUGACCAAAACAUCUGUGGCCAUUCACCUACCAAUACAGUAACAGGUGUUUCAACAUUUGGUGACAUACAUUCAGAUAUUGUUUCAGUUCAAUCCACAAAUGGAAACUAUUCUGGUAGAUUUGUUUCUGUUCCUAACUUCUUGUUCAUUUGUGGUUCAAAUGUUGUUCAAAAGGGUCUUGCUAAAGGUGUCAAAGGUAUAGCUGGUCUUGGAAGGACUAAAGUGUCAUUUCCUUCACAGUUUUCAUCAGCUUUUAGCUUCAAAAAUAAGUUUGCAAUUUGUUUAGGUACUUCAAAUGGUGUUCUUUUCUUUGGUGAUGGACCUUAUCUAUUGAACUUUGAUGAAUCCAAAGUUCUUAUCUUUACACCACUUUUAACAAACCCUGUUAGCACUGCUCCAAGUUCUUUCUUAGGUGAAAAAUCAGUUGAGUAUUUCAUAGGUGUGAAAUCUAUUAGAAUUUCUGAUAAAAAUGUAAACUUGAACACAACCCUUUUAUCUAUAGACAAAAAUGGAUUUGGUGGAACCAAGAUUAGUACUGUUAAUCCUUACACUAUAUUGGAAACUUCAAUCUAUAAAGCUGUUUCUGAUGCAUUUGUGAAAACAUUAGGAGUUUCAACUGUUACACCAGUAGCACCAUUUGGAACAUGUUUUGAUACACAUAGUAUUAGUUCUUCUAGAAUUGGACCAGAUGUUCCUUCUAUUGAUCUAGUGUUGCAGAAUGAUGUGGUUUGGAAUAUUAUUGGAGCUAAUUCAAUGGUUUCUAUUUAUGAUAAAAAUGUGAUUUGUUUGGGUUUUGUUGAUGCUGGAUCUGAUUUUGCUAAAGAUUCUCAAGUUGGUUUUGUGGUUGGUGGUUCUAAACCAAUGACUUCAAUCAUUAUUGGUGCACAUCAAUUGGAGAAUAAUUUGUUGCAGUUUGAUUUGGCUACUUCAAGGCUUGGUUUUAGAUCACUGUUUUUGGAGCAUGAUAAUUGUGGAAACUUUAAUUUUACAUCCUCUAUUUAGAACUUGAUUGUGAUGUUCAAAUUAAUAAUACUAUAUGUGAUAUCUAUGUGUGUAAAGUAGGUUGUGAAAUAAGUGAGGUUUUGUUGAUGUAUUAACCUCCCAAAAUUUAGUUUAUUUGCUUGCAAAAUAAAGACUAGUAUAAAUAGAUAAAUGCAUCUUACAUUUUGAA